Molecule: messenger RNA, 657 nt
Organism: Trypanosoma brucei brucei TREU927
Lineage: Eukaryota; Euglenozoa; Kinetoplastea; Trypanosomatida; Trypanosomatidae
Product: glycosomal membrane protein, putative
Exons: 1
Coding region: 1-657 (218 amino acids)
Biological process (GO): peroxisome fission; regulation of peroxisome size
Cellular component (GO): peroxisomal membrane
Source: RefSeq, a predicted model, not a curated record
AUGUCUGAGUUCCAAAGGUUUGUUAAGCUUCUUGAGCAGACAGAUGGCCGCGACAAGAUUCUAAAGGCAUUUUCUGGUGUCUUUAAGGCACUUGGCUCCCUCGACACCUGUCAGAGCCGCUCAAGUGCGUUUGGCGCCGUCGGGAAGUCUAUUGGAGACGCCCGUUGUCUCCUUCGUAUGGCGAAGUGGGUGGGUGAUGUGCCCAAGAUGCAGAAUACCAUUCAGGAUUGCAGGGCAAAGGGCAAGGUCAACAUGAAAGAGGUCUUGAAGUUCCUCCGCGUGCUGUGCAACUUCCUCUAUGUGCUCGGCGACAAUGUGGCCUUCGUCGCCCGCUACAAUUUGUUGGCUUUGCGGCACAAGAGCAUCCACCUAAAGGCAAAAACAGCGCAAUUCUGGGGAUUCUUCCUUGCCGCUGUGCUUGAUGUUGUUGCCCUUUACGGUGCGCUUCAGAAGCGUGCGAGUGACCCCGCCACAAGCAAGAAGGAGAUGAAGGCAGCACUUAUCAGUUUCGUAAAGGAUGCCUCGGACACCCUCGUAACAAUGGCCUUUGUUGGUUACCUCCGUGAAGUCUGGCGACCCAGCGCGACAACUUCUGGAGCUCUCACUGCAGUUGCUGGUGGUGUUGCAACGUAUUUGAACUGGAACAAGAUCAAAUAG